This is a messenger RNA of Aegilops tauschii subsp. strangulata, 453 nucleotides long. RefSeq names its product putrescine hydroxycinnamoyltransferase-like. Gene Ontology annotation, molecular function: acyltransferase activity, transferring groups other than amino-acyl groups. The record is from RefSeq and is a predicted model, not a curated record. NCBI's taxonomy places the organism in Eukaryota, Viridiplantae, Streptophyta, Magnoliopsida, Poales, Poaceae.
AUGCGGCCGUCGGUGCCGCGCGAGUACUUCGGCAACGUGGUUCUCUGGGCGUUCCCGCGCUCCGACGUCGGCGAGCUCGUGCCCCGGCUGGUGGGCCACGCGGCGGAGCUCAUCUACCGCGCCGUGGCCAGCAUGGACGACGCCUACUUCUGCUCCUUCAUGGACUUCGCCUCCUCUGGUGCUGUGGUGGUCGAGGGGCUUGUCCCGACGGCGGAUAGCGAGCAGGCGGUGGUGUGUCUGGACCUGGAGAUGGACGCGUGGCUGGGGAUCAACUUCCACGGCCUGGACUUCGGCGGCAGCGGCCCCUUCCGCGUCAUGCCGACGUACUACCCCAUGGAAGGCAGCCUGUUCCUGGUGCCGUCCACCCUAGGCGACGGCAGCAUGGAGGCCUCCGUGGCCCUCUUUCAUAACCACCUCGAGGAGUUCAAGAGGAUAUGCCACAAGAUCGCCUAG